Lytechinus pictus (painted urchin) is the source of this 3754-nucleotide messenger RNA. RefSeq names its product ras-related protein Rab-9A-like. Bases 334 to 957 code for a protein of 207 amino acids. Gene Ontology annotation, cellular component: phagocytic vesicle; lysosome; late endosome. Lineage: Eukaryota; Metazoa; Echinodermata; Echinoidea; Temnopleuroida; Toxopneustidae. Gene Ontology annotation, biological process: retrograde transport, endosome to Golgi. Gene Ontology annotation, molecular function: GTPase activity; GTP binding. The transcript has 2 exons. The record is from RefSeq and is a predicted model, not a curated record.
ACAUUCGCGGUAUACGGUACGAAGUUAAAGACUAAGUUACGUGUACUGUCGACCUAGGCUACCCUGCAGUCCGCUGACUCACCCAUAAUUUGCCAGAUGCAUUUAUUUUGGAACAGGAUUGGCGAUUUGAUGGUUCAGCUACAGAGAACCUUUGAGGGUUAGAGGACAGUGUACCAUCAUUUCUACAAAGAUUGGCCCAGCAGAUGAACAUAACCAUAUGAGGAUUAUGAAUUAUGGAAAUUGAAAGAUUCCCAUGGUAGACACUGGAUUGUGUAAUUCAUUGAUCCAUUUUAUCUACAUAUAUGUGCAAUGUCUUAUUGAGAACACCUGAAGAUGGCUGGAAGUCGACCAAUGCUUCUCAAAGUUGUCAUCCUUGGGGAUGGGGGUGUCGGUAAAAGUUCUCUCAUGAAUCGCUUUGUGAGUAACAAGUUUGAGCAGGAAUCCUUCCAUACCAUUGGGGUAGAGUUCUUGAACAAAGACAUCGUUGUGGAAGGAGAGACCUUCACUGUUCAGAUAUGGGACACAGCAGGACAGGAGCGUUUCAAGAGCCUGAGGACACCAUUCUACAGAGGUUCUGACUGCUGCAUGCUGACGUACGGCGUGGACGACAGACAAAGCUUUCACAACUUAACCAUGUGGAAGAAGGAGUUCUUGUACUAUGCGGACAUUGCUGACGGAGAAAACUUUCCAUUUGUUCUCCUCGGCAACAAAGUUGAUGUGGAGUCAGAAAAGCGACAGGUGGGUGUGGAUGAAGCAAAGCAGUGGUGUGCAGACAAUGGCGGUGUGCCUUAUUAUGAGACUAGCGCCAAGACGGCGGUCAAUGUAGAAGAAGCAUUCAUUGCAGCAGUUCGGAGGGUGGUUGAGCUUGAUCGCAAGAAUGAUGUCAGAGAUGAUGUCAAUCCUAUCAACUUGAAUCAGAAGCCUAGCAAUGCUCACAAGAGGUCAGAUUGUUGUUAAAGCUUAUGUUGAUGGUUUUCAAAAUAACCAUGUAUAAAUGUAAACAGAGUGUAUCAAGAUUUAUGCAUAUUGUUUGUUUCCCUAGUUCAAGAGUGUACAGUUAUGAUCUUUAGUUCUUUUGUAAUACAUUCUCUGGCAUGUUAUUUACAAGAAAUACAUUAUUCAAGAGUAUGAUGGCUAUGUGUCAAAUUAAACGUAGCUCUGAAUAUUUAAUCAACGAAACAUGACUAAUUCCAUGUACAUGUAUAUUUAUACCUGUGAUUUAUUUGGAGAUGUGCAAAGUAGCAGCAUUUCUUUUUUUAAAAGAAAAUCUCUGCCUGCUUGAAUAUUUUUGUCAUGUUACAUGAGUUUUAGAGUACAUGGUUGUGUUUUACUUAAAGGGGAAUGAAACCUUUGGAACAAGUAGGCUUGUGUCAAAACAGAAAAAUCAAAGGAUAAGAAUAAAGAACGUUUGAGAAAAAUCGGAAAAAUAAUGAGAAAGUUAUGAGCAUUUGAAAUAAUAUUGCAAUCACUAAUGCUAUGGAGAUCCUCCUAUUGGCAAUGCGACAAGGAUGUGUGAUGUCACUCACAUGUGAACAACUUUUCCUUUGAUGGACUACAGCAGCGCUUCUCAACCCUUUUUUCCUCAAGGCCCACUUUGACUCUCAAUUUUAUUUCGAGGCCCACCUACCAAAAUUUUAAGAAGGCGAUACGACUACUUGUCUCGACUCAAAGAUACGCGUAACUUUCAGUGGCCCCCAAAUAUUGUACAACCAGGACAACAUAACAACUUAACAAAAUGCUGAAUAUCUGCAACAUUCGACACACAUUGCUUUUGGUUUUGCAUCACUGCCAGUCAUGAUGAAUCCAAAUUUAAUGUAUUCAGUGAGACUUUUCAAUAGUAGAUUUAUUUCCUUCCUCGCCAUUUUAAAUCGCUUUAAGAAAGGUCAGUUUUGAUGAAAGUAUGUUUCUUGAAAUUUGGACGUAAAGCUGUGACAAAAGCACGUUCGAAACAAACAGUUCAAGAACUAAACUACAUUCGCAAAGGUCGGGUAAAUGGGCGACAAUUAACUACAUUCUCCACAAUACAUGGUGAGGUUCACGUCAAAGAUCGAAACCAUCACAUAAUUAAUGUGUAUGCAUAUUGCAACAUGCAUAUUCAGUUUUAUUCAAAAACAGGGUAGUUCUUUCAGAGUCCAAAGGCCUGCUUUACAAGAGCCCUGUUGACAUAGAAAGAUUUACAAAAUAAAUAAAAUACAAUUAAUAUAAAGUAACAACAAAAACAGUACAAUGCUAUCACAUUAAAUGAAUUUUGUUACCUAAGCAUGCUUUAGCUUUGUUUGACCCACGUAGACCGAUCAAAUAAGUCAUAAUUAUUCGGACUUUCGGACAGGUCCAGGUCUGUGAAAUAUACUAUAGUUUUUCCCAUAUUUUUUUCGUCCUCUGGAGCCUCUCGCGGCCCACCGUUUGAGAAGCGCUGGACUACAGUAUAAAAUACCCCCCAAAUGUCUCUUUUUGCUUUUUCUUAUGGUGAUACAAACUCUUUAUCCAUGAUGUACUCUUUAAAAAUCUGUAUUUCAUGCCCUCCUAUAGAAAGAACACAUGAUCUACCGAUAGAUAUGAUAAAAGAGGCAGUUUAAGUGAAAUAUAUAAUAAAGUAAUGGGGAGAGUUGUUCACAAGUGACAUCAGAUCACUAAUCUUUGUCGCAUUGCCAAUGUGAGGAUCUCCAUAGCACUAGUGAUCGCAAUAUUCAAAUGCCCAUAACUAUCUCAUUAUUUGUCUGAUUUUUCUCAAACUUUCGUUGAUCUGUUUGUUUGAUUUUUCUAUUUUCACACAAGCUAUCAUGUUCCAAAGGUUUCAUUCUCCUUUAAUUACCCCAUUCAAAGACUACCGGUACUUGAAUUUGAAUGGAUUUGAUUACAUGUAUAACCACGGCAAUACUGAUCUGUCUAUAAAGAUUACUUUAAACAAUCAAAUAAAAGAAAUUUAUUUGGCCUCAUAUGGCAUGCAUUUAUUUAAUGAGAAUAUAUAAGCAAGGAUAUAUAGUUACUUAAGAUCAUUCCUAAAGCUGGUAAAAAUAUACUGGAACAACUCAUACAUCUCUCAUUGUUUCCAUAUUUCCCUUUUAUUUGUCAUAAUAAGUCAGAUACAGUGAAUCUUGAAAUUGGCAAAAGAGUAGAUUUCCUUCUUCAGUCAUUCAAAAUUUACUGUGCAGCCAGUUUUGUAGCCUUUUAUGUCUACUUGUCACAGAUUUUUAAAGAUAUGGAAUGCAUAAAUAAUUUGAAUUUUUGUGAAAAAAUACUUUAAUGACAACUUCCGAAUGAAAUUAUUUGCUAUUAACUUAGAAUUUCAUAUCAGUUUUAUAAUCUUGAUAUGAAUAUAUGUACUUUACAGUUUUCACAUUUUUUUACUAAGACUUUGUAGAAGGAAUUACAUGUACUAUUGAGUGUUGAAUAAGGCCAAUUCCGUAUGGAGGGAAAAGAGACAAUUUUUUUUACUCGGAAUCUAAUUUUAAACUAAUAAAAAGAAAAGAAAAUGAAACAAAACAAUACAUACAUGAAUUUCUAUUAUAAUCUUAAGUUAAAAACAUUUCAUGCAUGAGUGGGUAAAAACUGGGUAUUAAGGCAAAAUGAUCAUUUUUUAAUGUCAAAUUGUCAUUUUCAGAAUUAAAAACUUUGUUUUUCUUUUGAACAUUCAAAUGGUGUGGUUGGUUAUCAACUGCCAUUUGAUUACUAUAAAGGGUAACUUAUAUAUAAAUUCCCUCUCACUCUCUGUUUCACCAUAAACUGAAACAAAUACACUUUCCAAUAUACAUAC